AUGGCGGAAUGGAGCCCGAGCUCUUGGACACACAAGCCCAUCAAGCAAGAUGUGAUCUAUGAAGAUCAACAAGGGCUGAAGGACUCCCUUCAAAAAUUGCAGACGCUGCCUCCUCUUGUUACAACACAAGAGAUCAACAACCUCAAGAAUAAUCUACGCAAUGUCGCUUUAGGCAAAGCAUUUGUUCUGCAGGGUGGCGAUUGUGCAGAGCUCUUUGACUACUGCAACCAGGAAAUGAUCGAAGCCAAGGUCAAGCUGCUGUUGCAAAUGAGUUUAGUUCUUAUUUGGGGCGCCAACAAGCCCGUCAUCCGUAUUGCUCGGAUUGCAGGCCAAUUCGCCAAACCACGCUCAAGUCCAACAGAAGUGAUCAAUGGAGUCGAAAUGCCCUCCUUCCGAGGUGACAACAUCAACGGCUUCGCUGCAGACCCACAAAGCCGCCAACCAGACCCAUCCCGUCUAGUCUCGGCCUACUUCCACUCCGCAGCAACCCUCAACUAUCUCCGCGCCUCCCUCUCCUCAGGCCUAGCAGAUCUCCACUCCCCCCUAGACUGGGGCCUUGGCCAUGUAAUCACACCCUCAAUCAAAGAGCAAUACACCAAAACCGUAAGCGCAGUCAAAGACGCCCUCCGCUUCAUGCGCACAGUCGGAAUCGACAAAGACCGCGGUGUUGAAACAGCAGACAUCUUCAUCAGCCACGAAGGCCUCUCCCUGGAAUACGAACAGAGCCUCACCCGCCUCCUCCGCCACCCCGCUUAUCCCGGCGCCAGCACGCAGCCGGAAACAGGCUACUACGCGACGUCUGGCCAUUUCCUCUGGAUCGGGGACCGGACGCGCCAGCUCGAUGGCGCGCACGUCGAGUUCUUCCGCGGGAUCGCGAACCCCGUCGGUAUCAAGAUCGGGCCUAGCAUGGCGCCGGAUGAGCUGGUGCAGUUGUUGAAUGUCGUGAAUCCGGACCGCGAGGUCGGGAAAGUGACGCUCAUUUCGCGUUACGGUGCUGCGAAAAUCGCGGAUUUCUUGCCAGGGCAUAUUGCUGCUGUGCAGGCUUCGGGUCAUCUUCCUGUUUGGCAGUGUGACCCCAUGCACGGUAACACGCAGAGUACGCCGUCUGGGGUGAAGACGCGCCAUUUCACGGAUAUUCUGUCCGAGUUGAAGCAGGCGUUGGAGAUUCAUCGUGCUGCUGGGUCUUUCCUUGGUGGUAUGCAUCUUGAGCUUACUGGGGAGGCUGUCACAGAAUGUGUGGGUGGCGCAGGUGGGUUGACGGCGGAUGGGCUUGGGGAACGGUAUACGACAUUCUGCGACCCGCGGCUGAAUGAGAAGCAGGCUUUGGAGUUGGCUUUCCUGGUUGCUGGGUUCUACCGGGAGGAAUCCAAUGAGUGA
This is a messenger RNA of Penicillium soppii, 1377 nucleotides long. Its product is annotated as 3-deoxy-7-phosphoheptulonate synthase class II. NCBI's taxonomy places the organism in Eukaryota, Fungi, Ascomycota, Eurotiomycetes, Eurotiales, Aspergillaceae. Gene Ontology annotation, biological process: aromatic amino acid biosynthetic process. The coding region runs from base 1 to 1377 and encodes 458 amino acids. The transcript has 6 exons. Gene Ontology annotation, molecular function: 3-deoxy-7-phosphoheptulonate synthase activity. The record is from RefSeq and is a predicted model, not a curated record.